Molecule: messenger RNA, 1127 nt
Organism: Tinamus guttatus (white-throated tinamou)
Lineage: Eukaryota; Metazoa; Chordata; Aves; Tinamiformes; Tinamidae
Source: RefSeq, a predicted model, not a curated record
AGACUUGGCAUUUUCAAAGUUUGCUAUGAAGUUUUACGGUAAUUCUAUAAAAGACAUAUUAUCUCCAUCUUACAGGUAGGGAGGUCAGGCAUGGCGAGAAGGAUGAGAGAUUUGCCUUUUGUCAGAGUAAGCCAGUGGCAGAGAUGGGAACAGAAGUUCUGGUGCCUGUCUCGCUUCUAAGCACUGAGCAUUUCUAAUUUGAAGCAGCCUUCUGUAAAUAUGGAUGAUAGUGGAUACUUCUCAAUUCAAGUUAUAAGCAAUGCCUUGAAAGUUUGGGGUUUGGAACUAAUCCUUUUCAACAGUCCAGAGUAUCAGAGACUGGGAAUUGACCCUAUAAAUGAAAAAUCAUUUAUUUGUAAUUAUAAGGAACACUGGUUUACAGUUCGAAAGUUAGGAAAACAGUGGUUUAACUUGAACUCUCUCUUGAUGGGUCCAGAACUAAUAUCAGAUACAUAUCUUGCACUUUUCUUGGCUCAAUUACAACAGGAAGGUUAUUCCAUAUUUGUGGUAAAAGGUGAAUUACCAGAUUGUGAGGCUGAUCAGCUAUUGCAGAUGAUUCGGGUACAGCAGAUGCAACGACCAAAAUUAAUUGGAGAAGAGACAGCACAGUCAAGAGAACAGAGACCACCCAAAAGUGAUGUGGACCAAGCAGUAGAAGUUAGCCAGCCUUUUGAUGGAACAAGCAUGUUAGAUGAAGAUGAGGAGAAUUUUCAAAGAGCUUUGGCCCUAAGUAGGCAGGAAAUUGAUAUGGAAGAUGAAGAAGCUGAUCUUCGUAGAGCCAUUCAACUCAGUAUGCAAGGGAGUCGUCGAACUGAGUUCUUGGACUCAGUACCGCAGAGUUUUCCACAGUCACCUCAAACCAGCCAGUCAGACUCAUUUUCUUCAGAAGAACUGCGAAGGAGAAGAGAAGCAUAUUUUGAAAAGCAGCAGCUACGGCAGCAAAACCAGACCCAAAACCUACAUGAUAAGCAAACUAGAAGUUCAAGCACCCUGGAAGCUGACCCAGGAGGUGAUAUGAGUGAAGAAGACAUGCUUCAAGCAGCCAUGAAUAUGUCUCUGGAAACUGUUAGAAACCACAUGAAUACAGAAGAGAAGAAAUGACAUCACUUUUUUCCUCUGUUGUCAAA